Messenger RNA from Varroa destructor (honeybee mite), 3932 nucleotides. It is a transcript of the gene Hip14, whose product is annotated as palmitoyltransferase Hip14. Gene Ontology annotation, molecular function: palmitoyltransferase activity; protein binding. NCBI's taxonomy places the organism in Eukaryota, Metazoa, Arthropoda, Arachnida, Mesostigmata, Varroidae. The record is from RefSeq and is a predicted model, not a curated record.
ACCUGUGUGGCGUAAAGGCCUGCGAAAUUUCGCCUGCAGCCAAUUUGCUAUUGCUUGGCUGCCAUCCGCUUUCCAUGUCACGGUUUCAACACAGUUCUAUGCCCCGAUGUGACCAUGAUCUCUCGUGAAAAGGUGGGUAGAAUCUCCGAACGCUCGAUGCAGGGUGUAGUGAGGUGUACCUAGUGCCUUGUAGUCGGUGGUCAACGACAGUGAAUGGGGAGUUGUCGUCGUAGGGGUUUUGUAUGAACGUAGUCCGGACUUCGAGGACUAUUGUGUGCCUAGGGAGGAAUUAAAAGAAGACAUUUUGCUUGGGUGUUAGUGAAGGGCCGUGCAAUGUGGCCAACAUUAUAAGAACACCCUCCUAGAGAAGUUGAUUCAUUGUUACAUAUUGAAUUGAUAGUACCCCGCGAUAAAGAACGGCGGUGGUACAUUUUGCGUGAGGUGAAUUAAUCGAUGCGUUCAAGCCCGUUUUCAUCUGUACUGCAGAAUGAUGGUGACCGACGGGGAGGGUGCAUCCUUCGAUAUUGUCAAGGCCACUCAAUAUGGAGUGCUUUCGCGCGUUAGACAACUCGUUGAAGAGGAGGGGCACGGCGUCAAUGAACGUGAUUGUGAAAAUGUUACUCUGCUGCACUGGGCUGCCAUCAACAAUCGAUUGGAACUUGUACAUUACCUUGUGAGUCGAGGCGCUAUCGUGGAUGCAAUUGGAGGAGAGCUUGAGUCCACUCCAUUGCAAUGGGCUGUCCGGCAGGGUCACCUAUCGAUGGUGGUGCUUUUGAUGAAGUAUGGAGCUAAUCCAACGCUACGCGAUGGCGAAGGUUGUUCAUGUAUCCAUUUAGCUGCUCAGUUUGGUCAUACACCGAUCGUCGCUUACCUCGUUGCGAAGGGGGUUAAUAUCAACUUGGAGGACAAGAAUGGCAUGACGGCGCUAAUGUGGUCAACAUACCGUGUACAGACCUCAGCAGACCCCACCCGCCUGCUACUUACUCUGGGGGCUAGUCAUUCAAUGAGCGACCGCGUCCAUAAGAAUACGCCAUUACACUGGGCGGUAUACGCUAAGAAUUUGACCGCCCUCACUCAGUUGGUCAAAAUGGGCGCCGACGUGAGCGCCGAAAACGCUCAGGGGACAACACCCAAACAAAUGGCGGCCAAUAGCAAUCAAACGUUUCUGCUCAACAAACUGCAGCAAGCCGAACAACCAAAGACGAUCUGCAAAAUCCCGCGUGACAAACUCCUCAAUCAGUGGCUAGUAAUGUGUGUGCCGUUUUUCGGGUUCGUUGCCAUCGGCAGCAUCUUGCAAAGCGAGUUACCAGCUAUACUCAAGGUUCUGGCAUUAAUGAUGACUAUCAUAGCGGGAGGGACGUUAACGAAGUACCUUUGCAUGGACUACCUACCAGUGUGUACGUAUCUGGCGACUAAGUUUUGGAUGUAUGUCACUUGGUUUCUGGAGUUUGCAAAGUACGUCCGGCUUGAGGUAAACAUGCUGUUUAUCUUCUGCUCGGCCGGGCUCUUCUACAACUUUUGGAGAUCGUGGCGGGCUGAUCCGGGCAUUAUACCAAAGGAUCGGGACCAUCAGUUUCGAACGAUUAUCGAGCUAUCCGAACGUGAUGGUUUCGACGCAACGUUAUUUUGCAGCUCGUGCCUGGUUCGCAAGCCGCUCCGUUCCAAGCAUUGCUCAAUCUGUGACUGCUGUGUAGCCCGAUUCGACCACCACUGUCCGUGGGUGGCAAACUGUAUCGGGGCAAAGAAUCAUAAAAAUUUUAUGCUGUACCUCUUCUUUCUCUGUAUCAUGUUAUCGUUCGUCUGGUACGCUUUGUACGAAUACUUUACAGGCCGCAAUUACAAACUACAUAAUGGCGAAGCCAGCACCCUUACCGUAAUGAGCGAAUCAGGCUGGGUGUCCUGGGUAAUGGCCAACACGUUACUACACUCGAUCUGGGUAUGGUGUCUGUUUUGGUGCCAGAUGUACCAAAUCGUCGUGCUUGGUAUGACGACGAACGAGCGAAUUAAUUGUAGUAGGUAUAGCCAUUUUAGUCGCGAUCCACGCGGCAACGUGGUUUCACCAUUCUCGCGAAAAAGCAUGUGGAAUAAUUUUGCCGACUUCUUCGAUAUCGGUCGUACACGAACGGAUUGGACGAAAGUGCAUACUCUUGAGGAGGCCGAGUAUCCGUUACUGGGAAACGAAGAGGUGUGAGUAUAGCAGAGGUCCGACUCUGGGAACAAUUGAGAUCAAAGUCAGAUACAGGAAGAAGUCAGGGAACAAGAGAUGCAGGUUGACAUAGCUAAUGGUACGUUUACGCCUGCGUGAAGUAGCUUUACUGAAAAGGCACAAAGAUGUUGACUACAUCAACAGCAGCAGCAACAACGACAAUAUCAGCCGUAUUGGUUAUCAGGACGCAGCGUUGAUAAGAAGCCGGAAAAGGCGAUUGAGGUAUCAGGGAUCUGCGCAGAUUUGUGCUAUUGGCGAUGGCCAUUGUUAACGAUCGCAUCUUCCAGCUAACUUAGCGCGAUGCUCAAAGGAUGCGGCUGGCGCCCGAGUCGGACCAACACCCCAUCACCGAAUGACACCAGGUUCGACUGGCAGCAACAACAGCGAGGUUACCGCAGCUAUCUGGUGGUUUACCCUUCACCUCAUUACAGUGCAGUGACGUUGCGAUACCAACGGCUAUUUAGCGGGGUGAUGGAAGUGGUGAACUCGCCUAAUGACAAUGGCCGCCGGUGUCUCGUUGCACACCGUUGGCAGCAGCUCGAUUCGCACACCAAGAUAUGCAAUAGAUAAGUAAUUCGCACCAGGUGCAGUGUUGUGCGUACCUUAGAUUCGAAAUGUGCGACACCCGAGAUGUGUACUUCACUGGCAGUUAUGCAGAACAACAAGCAUUGACGUCGGGAGAAACGACCCCAACAUCUCGUGAUGAAUAGUAUAUCAGAACUAAAUGCUGUUUCUUCUCAUUUUGAUGCUUUCCCGCUAUCGGCAAUGACUGUCUCGCGGUGCUUGUGUUGAGGAAAAAGCUAAGCUUUCCAAGUUGUCGAAUGCAUUGAAAUACUCGAGUUGACGCAUUCCAUUUCCAUGAUCAUAUAAUGGAAAAAGCGUGUUUCGUUUUGUUUAUUUUACUAUUACUUCAAUCUUUAAACUUAUCUAAACAACAGUAAUUUGGUUCUUUCUUUGGCGAAACCUUUAUUAAAAGAAACAUCAGAUAUCAUCAUUCGAUAGAACUUGACCCUGUUUAGGAAUCACCUCUGCUUAAGAAAAAUCAUAGGGAUAAAUGCAGAGAUUUCAUUGAAAAAAAUAUUCCUGUUAUUAAAUAGUAAGUUAGGCUAGCACGGUUGAUUGCUAAUAUUUGGUAGCCGUACUGUAGAUUUUCGUUUUUUAAAGGACAGAAGUGGGCACAAGUAUUGAUGGUAAAGGCGUUACAUAGAGUAAAAGAGGGAUACAAAUAUAGAAUAAAGCCCAUUUCUCCAUCUAAUCGCAAAUUUUUAGUAAUAAAUUAUAUAUAAUACAUGAUAAUAAAAGGUCUAGCUAUAAACACGUAUAUAUAAUUCUAUGCGGUUCACUCUAACUGCAAGGUAUAUUCGCACACAGGCACAGAUACCCAGGUGUUGUACAUAGUUGAACUUAUAAUAUUAUAAGAUUAAAGCUCUUACACGAAAGCGUAUAAAACACAUGAACACGAGAGUCAGGGAAAAACGUACGAAUGACAGAGACAAAAUAAGAAAGACACAUAAUUUGCAAACGAAGUGAGGUAAAAAAGAAAGUGAACAGCUAGGCCUGGGAUAUAGUCGUGUGCAUAAGAAUCAGAGAAGUAUUUUUUAUUUAUUAUUAAGUGACUUCACGUCGCAAUGAACAUACGCUGUUGUUUGCCCACUUCAUAAAGCGAAAAUUUUGUAAACUGUAGGACGAGGAUUACCGGUGAGAUCGACUUAAGCUGGUAAAAAGA